Molecule: messenger RNA, 264 nt
Organism: Salpingoeca rosetta
Lineage: Eukaryota; Choanoflagellata; Craspedida; Salpingoecidae
Exons: 2
Coding region: 1-264 (87 amino acids)
Source: RefSeq, a predicted model, not a curated record
AUGCUUGCGUGUCAGCUUCCCCUCACACAACCCCUCGGAACAGGCGAGGAUGUGGACGUGCGUGUGUCUGCGUUUGCGUGCUGCCCACUCGAUGCGUGCGGCGAUGAGGCGCAGGCAAUGAUGGAGGUGGUUGAGCAGGCGAGAACGCGCAACGUGCAAGUGAUUGACGCGGACGACAAGCGGCAAUGGCUGGCUCGUCGUCUUGACGCAACGCCACAGACGUUCACCAUUCGCCCGCAGGCCCCAGAUACCGUCCGCCCUUGA